This is a messenger RNA of Owenia fusiformis, 1930 nucleotides long. Lineage: Eukaryota; Metazoa; Annelida; Polychaeta; Sabellida; Oweniidae. The record is from the annotation of a GenBank genome assembly.
GGGCCGUUUAAUACUACCAACAAAUACGACACAUUAGUGUCAUUUCACCAUGGAGCCGUUGCAAUUGGGGCGCAUGGGGGUGCGGCGUUUCCACCUUGGCACAGGGUUUUCUUGCUUAUGUUUGAAAUUGCAUUGAAGCAACACAUACCAGGAGUGUCGUUACUAUUUUGGGAUUCAACCAUUGAACAAGGUAUACCAACUCCUCAUUUGUCCAGUAUUUGGGGUCCUACUUUCCUUGGAAAUGGAGAUGGUAACGUAACAACGGGACCCUUUGCUAAUUGGGAUGCAACGGAUGGUAGAAAACUUACACGUGCCGUGCAAAACUUUCCGCAUCAGCUCACAACACCAGCUGAUAUACAGGCGAUUUUGAAUAAAACUAGGUACGAGGAGAUAGCCUGUGGUUCAUUUGAAUGUAUGCUGUUUGAGGAAGUACAUAAUAAGGCCCAUAACUAUAUAUUUGGACAAAUGGGGGAUCUUUUUUUCUCGCCUAAUGAUCCCACUUUCUGGUUACAUCACGCCUUCUUUGAUUGCUUAUGGGAAGAGUUUAGACAGAAUAGCCAGGUAACGAAUAUUAGUACUGAAUACCCGAGUAACUUUGGCCAACCUCCACAUCAUCCUCAAGCGCUGAUGCAGCCAUUUAGCGACUGGGUCUCGCCAAUACGCAACAUUGAAGGAUUGAGCACGCUCAUUGCGUCAACGUAUUAUACAUGUGACAAACGUCCAGCUUGUCCUCAUUGUGGCAAUUCGGCAUAUUUGUAUUGUGAUACAAAAGACAACCGCUGUAAGCCAUUCCUAAGUUCAAAUAGCAGUGGGGAAGGAACUUCUUUCAUUCCCGCGGUAAUAUACUGCGACAAACCCAUACGUGGUAACAAAAAUUAUGGGGUGAACGGAGUCUAUCUCGAGACGUAUGGUGUCAGUUAUAAAGGAAGAGACCAGGCCUACUACUUUGGUGAUUAUUACAAUUAUCAUAAUAUACCACGAUCUUCUGGCUCAUAUCGACCAAAGUAUGCUGGUUAUUUUCCAACUCGUCGCCCAAAAGCAGGAGAACGUGAACGAUACAAACCUGUUGCAUAUACAGGAGAUGGACGUCCAUGCAAAGUAGAAUGCUUCAAAAGAGAAAUAGUUGGGAUUUCAAUAUACGGUCCUUGUCCAUCAAGCAUCUACAUAAACGAUCGUGGUGCAAGGUCAUCUAAACGGGAAACAUGGGCAAAGAAGCGACAAGCAGGUGUCUUAGCUCCUUUUAUAGAUGCAAUUGGGAAAAUAUACGCAUCAUUUAAGUCAUCCUCUUUUGGCCUCUCAGGCCGGCGUCCUGCUGAGUACUUCCGGGUCAAAUGUCCAUGUGAAGUUCAACAAUAUACAUACUGCCCAACUUAUAUACCAUCUGGAAAAGGCUGCAAAUGGAGUCCAUGGCAAACUUGGGAGUACACACAGUGUUCAGUGUCAUGUGGAACUGGUACAAGGACUAAAUCACACACUAGGACUAAACGAUAUAGCAGUGAAUAUACAGGCAACUGUGACGGUAGCUCAGAAGAGAGUUUUACUGAAAGCUGUUCAGACAAACCUUGUGUUGGCUGCAAAUGGAGUCCAUGGCAAACUUGGGAGUACACACAGUGUUCAGUGUUAUGUGGAACUGGUACAAGGACUAAAUCACACACUAGGACUAAACUUUAUAGCAGUGAAUAUACAGGCAGCUGUGACGGUAGCUCAGAAGAGAGUUUUACUGAAAGCUGUUCAGACAGGCCUUGUGUUGGUUGCAGAUGGAACCGUUGGAGUUCGUGGAAAUACACAGAGUGUUCUGUUACAUGUGGGAGUGGUACUAGGACGAAAUCACACACCAGGACGGAACGAUAUAGCAGUGAAUAUGCGGGCAGCUGUGAGGGUAGCUCAGAAGAGAGUUUUACUGAACAUUGUUACGACCAACCAUGCGUCG